UGAGAACUUGCCUUGACCAGAUUAUCCCUGGUUGAAUCGGCGUCGCAUUUGAAUGCUCCGCCUGCGAUCAUUCUCUGGCCCUUGCCCUCUUCUCACCCGCCGUUGCGCCGCCCUAUUUCUGCUCUUCGCUGCCUCCCAUCCCUCUCCUGUCGGUUACCUUCAGCGUUCACACGAAAACCAAAGAGUUUUCUCCACCCUCUCUUCCUCUGCCCCCAAUCCAUCCAUGGCGAAACCACCGGUGGCGAAGAAGGUGAGGCACGAGAUGGAGAUGUUUGGCGACGUCCGAGUUGAUAACUACUACUGGCUUCGCGAUGACUCCCGAACUGACCCGGAGGUUCUUGGCUACCUGAAAGAGGAGAAUGCAUACACGGAACUUUUAAUGUCCGAUGUGAAAGCGUAUCAAAAUAUAUUAUACUCUGAGAUAAGAGGAAGGAUCAAGGAGGAUGACAUUACAGUCCCAAUUAGGAGAGGUGGAUAUUAUUACUAUGAGAGAACAUUAGAAGGGAAGGAAUAUGUUCAGCAUUGCCGGCGGCCUAUAAAAGAUAAUGCUGUUCCUUCUGUGACUGACAUCAUGUCCGUGGAAUCUGAAGCUCCUGAAGAGCAUGUAAUCUUGGAUGAGAAUAUUAAGGCUGAAGGGAAAGAUUACUACAGCAUCGGUGCUUUUAAAGUCAGCCCAAAUAACAAGUUAGUAGCCUAUGCAGAAGACACUAAAGGCGAUGAGAUAUCUACUGUCUAUAUCAUGGAUAUUGAGAAAGGGACUCUUUUAGGGAAGCCUUUAACUAGCAUAACAUCUUACAUCGAGUGGGCUGGUGAUGGUAACCUGGUUUACAUAACAAUGGAUGAGAUCCUUCGACCUGACAAGGCUUGGCUUCACGAACUCGGAAAUGAUCAGUCUAAUGAUGUCUGCCUAUAUCAUGAAAAGGAUGACACCUUUUCUAUUGAUCUCCAAGCCUCUGAAAGCAAGCAAUAUUUGUUUAUAGCUUCUGAAAGCAAAACUACACGGUUCCUCUACUAUCUCAAUAUCUUAAAACUAGAAAAUGGCCUUGUGUCUUUAACACCUCGUGUUUCUGGGAUUGAUACAUCAGCUAGUCACCGAGGAAAUCAUUUCUUUAUCAAGAGGAGAAGUAAUGAGUUUUACAACUCAGAGCUACUUGUUUGUCCAAUUGACAAUGUAAAUGAAACAACAAUUCUGCUUCCUCACAGAGAAAGUGUGAAAUUACAGGAUUUUCAACUUUUUAUCAAUCAUAUAGUCAUUUAUGAGCGUGAAAAUGGUUUACCUACAAUAACUGUAUACAAUCUUCCAUCCAUUGGGGAAGCAAUUGGAGCACUCCAAGAUGGUAGAAAAAUUGACUUCAUUGAUCCAGUAUAUUCAGCAGAUGCUGAAGAAUCAGAAUUUUCGUCGAGCAUUUUACGAUUUUCAUUUAGUUCUCUAAGAACUCCUCUGUCUAUCUAUGACUUUGACAUGAAGACAGGUGUUUCUGUUCUAAAGAAGAUUGAAAAGGUGUUAGGUGGCUUUGAUGCAUCAAAUUAUGUGACUGAAAGGAAAUGGGCAGUCGCUUCAGAUGGUACCCAUAUUCCUAUUUCACUUUUAUAUAGAAAAGAUUGUGUAAAACUUGAUGGAAGUGACCCAAUGCUGCUGUAUGGAUAUGGUUCGUAUGAGGUAUGUAUAGAUCCCUACUUCAAGGCAUCAAGGUUGUCUUUGGUGGACAGGGGUUUUGUAUUUGCAAUAGCUCACAUACGUGGAGGUGGUGAAAUGGGAAGACAGUGGUAUGAGAAUGGGAAGUUGUUGAAGAAGAAAAAUACCUUCACUGAUUUCAUUGCUUGUGCUGAGUACUUGAUAGAAAAUAACUAUUGUUCAAAAGAAAAAUUAUGCAUCAAUGGAAGAAGUGCAGGUGGGUUGCUGGUUGGAGCGGUUGUGAACAUGCGGCCUGAUUUAUUCAAGGUUGCCAUAGGUGGAGUGCCCUUUGUUGGCGUGGUGACUACUAUGCUUGAUCCAACAAUUCCAUUGACUACAUCUGAAUGGGAGGAAUGGGGUGAUCCACGAAGGGAAGAAUUCUACUUCUAUAUGAAAUCAUAUUCUCCGGUUGAUAAUAUAAAAGAACAACACUACCCACACAUUCUUAUUACUGCUGGUUUAAAUGAUCCACGCGUAAUGUACUCAGAACCUGCAAAAUUUGUUGCCAAGCUCAGGGAAUUGAAGACUGACAACAAUACUCUAUUGUUUAAAUGUGAACUUGGUGCUGGUCAUUUCUCUAAAUCUGGGAGGUUUGAGAAACUGGAGGAGGACGCUUUUACGUAUGCUUUCAUGCUUAAGAUCUUGGACAUGAUCCCGCCAAGCCAGAUAUGAUUCGGAAAUAUGAAUCUCUUUCUCUAUGUUUCCAUUCUUUCUGUUAUGAAUCAGUAUGAAUAUUGGCUGCUUGGUUACUCUAAUACGAACGGAUGAUUGAGGGAAUUUUCAUUGAUCCUGGGUUUUGAUGAUAUAUACAAUGUUAAGCAUAAUCAUUGUAUUUUAAAAAGGUAGAUUCUCUAUUUUAACGGCCCUCUUAGUGUUGAUAAUCAUUGUAUAUAAAGAUUUGAUGGUUCAUUGGCAAUUUUUUGCAGUCAUUUAAACCAACCCAUCGCUGUGUUGGGAGAAAUAUUUCUAUA
This is a messenger RNA of Zingiber officinale, 2646 nucleotides long. RefSeq names its product protease 2-like. Gene Ontology annotation, cellular component: cytosol. The transcript is spliced from 11 exons. Lineage: Eukaryota; Viridiplantae; Streptophyta; Magnoliopsida; Zingiberales; Zingiberaceae. Gene Ontology annotation, molecular function: serine-type endopeptidase activity. Bases 53 to 2347 code for a protein of 764 amino acids. Gene Ontology annotation, biological process: proteolysis. The record is from RefSeq and is a predicted model, not a curated record.